Messenger RNA from Ilex paraguariensis (yerba mate), 2010 nucleotides. NCBI's taxonomy places the organism in Eukaryota, Viridiplantae, Streptophyta, Magnoliopsida, Aquifoliales, Aquifoliaceae. The record is from the annotation of a GenBank genome assembly.
AGCCGAGGAUAAAACUGUGAGCGAAGAAUUACCUCCCGAGCUGUCACCCUACUUAACCGCCGACUCCACCGAACGCCGGAAAUUAUACAUUACAGCUCCCUCUUUCUCUCUGUGUGUAGGUGUGAAUUUUCUUACUUUCUUUCUCAAUCCGGACAUUAUUGUAGAUAUAUAAGUAUAUACACGAAGAUGAGAGGGUAUGAUCGCAUAAAUCCGAUGCUACCGGACGAGUUGAUCCUCGAGAUCUUCAAUCACUUGGACUCCAAGUCGAGCCGCGACGCUUGCUCGAUCGUCUGCAAGAGAUGGCUAGGCCUUGAGCGGCUGAGCCGCGAAACCAUCCGAAUCGGCGCUUCAGGUAGUCCCGACGCGUUGGUGAAGCUGAUGGCUCGCCGAUUCGUCAAUGUCAGAAACGUGUUUAUUGAUGAGAGACUCUCCAUGUCAGUUCCAGUUGAAAUCGGAAGAAGACGCCAUGCUGAUCAGUCUGCACUUUCAUCUCUCGGACUUCAUUUUUUGACUGAGAAAAGUGGGCCUGAAGAUGGUGAAACAGAAUCAUACUGUUUAUCAGAUGCUGGGUUGUGUGCUGUCGGUGAUGGCUUUACCAAACUUGAGAAGUUGAGCCUAAUAUGGUGCUCUAACGUGACAAGUUUUGGAUUAAGUUCGGUUGCCGAGAAGUGUAGAUCCUUGAAAUCUUUGGAUUUGCAGGGUUGCUAUGUUGGAGAUCAAGGGCUAGCUGCUGUUGGAGAGUGUUGUAAGCAACUUGAAGACUUGAAUUUACGGUUUUGUGAAGGUUUGACUGACAGGGGUUUGGUUGAGUUAGCUCUUGGCUGUGGGAAAGCUUUGAAAUUGCUUGGUGUUGCUGCUUGCGCUAAGAUAACUGAUGUCUCCUUAGAAUCUGUAGGAUGUUAUUGCAGUUCUCUUGAGACAUUGUCAUUAGACUCGGAGUUCAUUCACAACAAAGGUGUACUUGCCGUGGCCAAAGGAUGUCCUCUGUUGAAAAUACUGAAGCUACAAUGCAUUAAUGUUACAGACGAUGCUCUGCACGCUGUUGGCAUUUUUUGUUUAUCCUUGGAGUUAUUGUCUCUAUACAGCUUUCAGAGAUUUACUGACAAGAGUCUUUGUGCUAUUGGGAAAGGGUGUAAGAAGCUAAAAAAUCUCACAUUGAGUGAUUGCUAUUUCCUAAGUGACAAAGGUUUGGAAGCAGUUGCACUUGGCUGCUCUGAGCUUACGCACCUUGAAGUUAAUGGCUGCCACAAUAUUGGAACAUUUGGACUGGAGUCCAUCGGAAGAUCUUGCAAGCAUCUUUCUGAGUUAGCCUUGUUGUAUUGUCAGAAGAUAGGAAAUUUUGCGCUUUCUGAAGUUGGCAAAGGCUGCAAGUACUUGCAAGCUCUUCAAUUGGUAGAUUGUUCUAGUAUUGGAGAUGAUGCCAUAUGCAGCAUAGCUAGAGGCUGCAGGAAUUUGAAAAAGCUUCACAUUCGUCGAUGUUAUGAGGUUGGGAAUAAGGGAAUCAUAGCUGUUGGUGAGAACUGUAAAUUCCUUACAGAUCUUAGCCUUCGAUUUUGCGAUAGGGUAGGGGAUGAGGCACUGGUUGCUAUUGGUCAGGGUUGCUCCCUACACCGUCUAAAUGUUAGUGGCUGCCACCAAAUUGGGGAUGCCGGAAUGAUAGCCAUUGCAAGAGGGUCUCCUCGACUCAAAUUCCUGGAUGUGAGCGUUCUUCAGUAUUUAGGGGAUAUAGCAAUGGCUGCAUUAGGUGAAGGCUGUCCCUUACUGAGGGAUGUAGUCUUAUCACACUGUCGUCGAAUAUCAGAUGUUGGUCUGGCCAAUAUUGCUAAAAAAUGUGCCUUGCUGGAAACUUGCCACAUGGUUUAUUGCCCGAAUAUCACUUCAGCCGGAGUUGCCACUGUGAUUACAAGCUGUGCCAACAUAAAGAAGGUUCUGGUCGAGAAGUGGAAGGUCAGCCAGAGAACUAAAAGGAGGGCAGGCUCCGUCAUCUCCUACCUCUGUGUCGACCUUUAG